Geosmithia morbida is the source of this 1740-nucleotide messenger RNA. RefSeq names its product Acyl-CoA synthetase (AMP-forming)/AMP-acid ligase II. Gene Ontology annotation, molecular function: medium-chain fatty acid-CoA ligase activity. Lineage: Eukaryota; Fungi; Ascomycota; Sordariomycetes; Hypocreales; Bionectriaceae. Bases 1 to 1740 code for a protein of 579 amino acids. Gene Ontology annotation, biological process: fatty acid metabolic process. The record is from RefSeq and is a predicted model, not a curated record. The transcript has 3 exons.
AUGACAACCUUACCCCGUCUGCCCAUAUUGGAGGCCAUCGCCAGCCAUAGACCCGACUCGACGGCCGUCGUCCACUCCCUCUCCGGUCGCUCCUUCACCUACUCCGAGCUCCUGGCCGAUGUAGGGCGUGCGAGGGAUCGUCUACGCAGUGCGAGGGGGGGCGUCGACAUGGAUGGUGAGAGGGUCGCUUUCCUCCUAGAGAAUAGCUAUGACUAUGUCGUCACCCUCCUCGCCGUCAUGGCCUCCCGGUCCAUCGCCGUCCCUCUAUCUCCCGCCUUCCCCGCCCCGGAGCUGCAGUACAUCCUCAACCAGAGCGAGCCGUCGCUCCUCGUCUCCUCGGCCAAGUUCGCCUCCAAGGCCCGCCAGACCCUCGCCGGCGAGCUCGUCUCCCCGCCCACCCACGUCGAGAUGCCAAAGCACGUGGGCGGCGCCGACUCGCCGGACGAGCACCACCCCGUGACGUGGGAUACUCGAGGUCCUGGCGAGGCCGGUGUCAUGCUGUACACCUCCGGGACUACCAACCGACCGAAAGGAGUCUUGCUUCCCCAGUCCGCCCUGACGGCGCAGAGCCGUUCCCUCAUGCAAGCAUGGGACUACUCGCCGCAUGACCGUCUCCUCCACGUCCUCCCGCUGCACCACAUCCACGGCAUCGUCAACGCGGUGCUCACGCCGCUCCUAUCCGGCGCCUCCGUAGAGUUCCUCUUCCCCUUCAACGCCGACGCCGUAUGGUCCCGACUGGCGGCGCCCUUCCUCCCGUCAGAGGACAAGACGCCGACGGCCGUCGCCGCCGCCAAAGCGCCCCCCGUGACCUUCUUCACCGUCGUGCCGACAGUGUACAGCCGCCUGAUGACGACGCACAAGCUUCUCCCCGAUGACGUGCGCGCCGCUGCCUCGGCUGCCGUCAGCCCGGCCAACAUGCGCCUUGCCAUCUCGGGGUCCGCCGCCCUGCCGACGCCCGUGAAGAAGGCGUGGCGCGACCUGUCGGGAGGCAGCGUGCUGCUCGAGCGCUACGGCAUGACAGAGGUCGGCAUGGCGCUGAGCUGCGGCCUCGACCCGGGGGACCGCAUCGACGCCAGCGUCGGCUGGCCCCUGCCCUCGGUGCAGGCCCGCCUCGUAGAUGUCGACACGGGCGCCGUCAUCGCCCCGGGGGACGAGGUCGACCCUUCCACCGGCCGCGAGCGCUCCGGCGAGAUCCAGCUCCGCGGACCCACAAUCUUCAAGGAGUACUGGCGCAACCCCGAGGCCACCGCGUCCGAGUUCGUCCCUGACCCCGACGGUCAGGGCUCCUGGUUCCGCACCGGAGACGUCGCCGUCCGCCGGCCCGUGCCCGAGGCCGCCCGCGCCCAGCCCGACUGGACGGUCGGCCCCAUGUACUUCAUCCAGGGCCGCAAGUCGGCCGAUAUCAUCAAGACGGGCGGCGAGAAGGUCAGCGCCCUCGAGGUCGAGAGGGAGCUCCUCUCCCUGCCGCAGGUCGCCGAGGCCGCCGUCGUCUCCGUCCCCAGCGGUAAGUGGGGACACAAGGUCGGCUGCGUCGUCGUCCUCGACCCGGAAAAUCUCCCCGGCCGUGACUGGAGCCCCCUCGACAUGCGUAGGGCCCUCAAACCCUCCCUGGCCGGUUACAAGAUACCCCAGGUCAUGAGGGUCGUUGACGGGAUCCCGCGUAAUGCCAUGGGCAAGAUUAACAAGAAGCAGCUCGUUGCCGACAUCUUCAAGGAUGACUUCAGUGGCGACGAAAUGUAA